AUGUAUGAAAAGAAGCUUUUUAUCACAGGAGCUACUGGUUAUAUUGGUGGUGAGAUCUUGCACCAGAUACUGCAAUCGUUUCCAACUUUCGAGGUAACUGCGUUGGUUCGAAGUGUCGAAAAGGGAGAACUUAUCGAAAAACGGACUGAAAGGAAGGUCAAAACUGUGAUUGGGUCAUUGGAUAGCCUUGAUCUUAUCAGAAAGGAAACAGAGUUGUCAGAUGUUGUCAUUAACACUGCUUCAAACAACCAUCUGGCCUCAUUGGAGGUCAUCAAAAGCGUACUCUCAAAGAAAACAAGCGAAACAUUAUUCAUACAAAUCUCUGGUACAGGAGUAAUAACCGACUCGAUGGACCCUGAGAAGUAUACCCCAGACAAGGUGUAUGACGACGUCAAAGACAUUGAGGAAAUCAACUCAUUAGAUGACUCUCAGCCACACCGGCAGGCUGACAAAUUGACUCUAUCAAUAGAGGAGACAAACCCCCAAUUUGUCAAGACGGCAAUUGUAUCUCCGCCUACAAUCUUUGGCAUCAGCAACGGAUACGACAGAAAAUAUUCUAUUCAAGUCCCACUUUUGGCAAUAGAGACAGUAAAGGUCGGCUAUAGCUUCACCGUUUUUAAAGGAGACACACGUUGGAGUCACGUGCAUAUUUACGACGUCGGUUCCCUUUACGUGAGUAUCAUCAAGAAGUUCAUUGAGAAAGAAGAUUUUAGAAGCGGGCACUUUGGAUAUUACUUCACCAACGACGGCACAGACUUCACGUGGAAAGAAAUUACCACUAGAGUUGUGGAAGCCUUGUAUUCGAGAAAAUUAAUUAAAAGCAAGGAGAUCCGGGAAUUGAGCCCAAAAGAAGUAGACGAGAUCUUUCACUUGCCACCUUUAUUCUGGGGUGCAAACGCCAGAACUAAAGCUGAAGCAGGGAGACUUCUUGGAUGGAUCCCUGUUAAGUCAACCGAUUCAGACUUCCUGAGCGCCAUCGAUACAUCUAUAGAAUACUUGGAAAAACAUGGUCUUUUGGGACCUGGAAAUCAGUGA
This is a messenger RNA of Pichia membranifaciens NRRL Y-2026, 1035 nucleotides long. RefSeq lists its product as hypothetical. Lineage: Eukaryota; Fungi; Ascomycota; Pichiomycetes; Pichiales; Pichiaceae. The record is from RefSeq and is a predicted model, not a curated record. Bases 1 to 1035 code for a protein of 344 amino acids. The transcript has a single exon.